Molecule: messenger RNA, 1689 nt
Organism: Pseudomassariella vexata
Lineage: Eukaryota; Fungi; Ascomycota; Sordariomycetes; Amphisphaeriales; Pseudomassariaceae
Product: major facilitator superfamily domain-containing protein
Exons: 5
Coding region: 1-1689 (562 amino acids)
Biological process (GO): transmembrane transport; basic amino acid transport
Cellular component (GO): fungal-type vacuole membrane
Molecular function (GO): basic amino acid transmembrane transporter activity
Source: RefSeq, a predicted model, not a curated record
AUGUCUUCAGCCAACGCACCCUUGCCGGCAAUCAGCGCAACGGCAGCGUUUCAUGAUGCGACUAUUCCGGACACCAGCGAAUCACCAAAUCACGAAAAUGACCACUAUCAUCGUAAAUCAGGGGAACAACAGCCACUGUUGAGAAAUGAUGCGCCUAAGGAAGAGGACUGGGUGGCGCCUCGCCAUUUCACCUGGAUCGAGGCCGCAAUCAUGUUCAACGUCUUCCUGUACGGCUUCGAUGGCACUAUCACUGCCGCCACAUAUGGUGUCAUCAGCUCCGAGUUCGAUGCGACCAACACGGCUUCCUGGCUGACGACUUCGUAUUUGGUUACAAGUACUGCAUUUCAGCCUCUGUACGGAAGGGUCUCAGACAUCUUCGGCCGCCGAAUUUGUUUCUUCAUCUCUACCAUUACUUUUGCACUUGGUUGCUUCGGAUGUGGCGUCGCUAAUGACAUCGUCUUUCUGAACUGCAUGAGAGCUCUUGCUGGGUUUGGUGGUGGAGGGCUCAUGACGAUGGCAACCAUUGUUAACUCGGAUAUGAUCCCUUUCCGCAAACGCGGCAUGUAUCAAGCUCUACAGAACGGAAUGUUUGGCUUCGGCGCCAUCUGCGGUGCCAGUUUAGGUGGCUCCAUUGCCGACAGCAUCGGCUGGCGAUGGUGCUUCCUCCUCCAGGUCCCCAUUUCAGCUGUGGCAUUAUUCCUCGGGUACCUAGUUAUAAAGGAUCCACAUCAGGCCGAAUACCACGGCGCCACUUUCAAGGAAACUUGGAACAAGGUUGAUUUCUCGGGUGCGUUGCUCUUGGUGGUAGCCAUCUCCGUUCAACUAAUUGGACUGAGCUUGGGCGGGAAUGAGCUGCCAUGGGGAAGCCCCUGGGUCAUUGGUUCUCUGGUUGGGAGCACUAUUCUUCUUGUCUUAUUCAUCUGGGUGGAAGCGAGGACCACUGCUAUUCCGGUGAUCCCACUACGCAUGCUGAAAGGCCGUCUGCAUGUGCUGACACAGUUGGCCAAUGUCUGCGUUGGACUUUCCGCAUACGCGUACCUCUUUAUGCUUCCACUUUUCUUUCAAGUGGUUCUGCUGGACUCGGCGACGACAGCAGGAGCUCGACUUGUGAUUCCAUCGCUGGCAACACCUAUCGGCGGUCUGAUUGCAGGAGUCGUUAUGUCACGCUGGGGCAAACUGAUCGGCCUAGUCCGCACUGGUGCCGUCCUGAUGGCUUUUGGCAAUGCAUUGGUGACCUCUUUGGAAUUUGAGGAUUCGAGAUGGAAAUAUUUCACAUUCAUCUUCCCAGCGAAUCUGGGUCAAGGUAUUGUAUAUCCCGGCAUUCUUUUCACGUCUCUGGCAAGCUUUGAACACGCAGACCACGCUGUGUGUGCGUCAACCGUGUAUCUAAUUAGAUCUCUUGGUACUGUCUGGGGCGUGUCAAUCACUUCUGCAAUAGUCCAAACCACGCUCAGCGUUCGACUCCCGGAUGCCCUAAGCGAUGUCCCGCAUAAAUGGAAGGUCAUCGACGCUAUUCGUCACUCAGUAGAUGCCCUGCGGCAUCUACCGCCCGAUGUGCAGCGCAAGGCCCAGCUAGUCUACUACGAUGGCCUGCGGUAUUCGUUCGCCGCGUCGACAGGCUUUGCCGUAAUCGCCAUCUUUGCGGCGUUCUUCGCUAACCCGAAAGGCCUGCGUAAGACUACAAGCUGA